GCUGUACAGAAGGUGUCCUAUAGACCAUGAACUGAGCACUGGUCCCAGACCGUUCAUGAACACAGUGUAAGGUGUGCCAAGACCCAUCACCCAGCGAGCCCCUCCCCUCCCUAGCACUGAAGAUCCUUGGAGAAGAUGGGGAGGAAAAAGAUUCAGAUCCAACGAAUCACUGAUGAGCGGAACCGACAGGUGACAUUCACCAAGCGGAAGUUUGGGUUGAUGAAGAAGGCAUACGAGCUGAGCGUGCUGUGCGACUGCGAGAUUGCACUUAUCAUCUUCAACCACUCCAACAAGCUGUUCCAGUAUGCCAGCACUGACAUGGACAAGGUGCUGCUCAAGUACACGGAGUACAAUGAACCUCACGAGAGCCGCACCAAUGCCGACAUCAUUGAGACCCUGAGGAAGAAGGGCUUCAACGGCUGCGACAGCCCGGAGCCCGACGGGGAGGACUCGCUGGAGCAGAGCCCCCUGCUGGAGGACAAGUAUCGGCGCGCCAGCGAGGAGCUCGACGGGCUCUUCCGGCGCUAUGGGUCAGCUGUCCCGGCCCCUAACUUUGCCAUGCCUGUCACGGUGCCCGUGUCCAAUCAGAGCUCACUUCAGUUCAGCAAUCCCAGUGGCUCCCUGGUCACCCCUUCCCUGGUGACGUCAUCCCUCACGGAUCCUCGGCUCCUGUCCCCCCAGCAGCCAGCGUUGCAGAGGAACAGUGUGUCUCCCGGCCUGCCCCAGCGGCCAGCCAGUGCAGGGGCCAUGCUGGGGGGAGACCUCAGCAGUGCUAACGGUGCCUGCCCCAGCCCUGUUGGGAAUGGCUAUGUCAGUGCACGGGCUUCCCCCGGCCUCCUCCCUGUGGCCAAUGGCAACAGCCUCAACAAAGUCAUCCCUGCCAAGUCUCCGCCCCCACCUACCCACAGCACCCAGCUUGGAGCCCCCAGCCGCAAGCCCGACCUUCGGGUCAUCACUUCCCAGGGAGGAAAGGGGUUAAUGCAUCACUUGACUGAGGACCAUUUAGAUUUGAAUAAUGCCCAGCGCCUUGGGGUCUCCCAGUCUACCCACUCACUCACCACCCCAGUGGUUUCCGUGGCAACACCAAGUUUACUCAGCCAGGGCCUCCCCUUCUCUUCCAUGCCCACCGCCUACAACACAGAUUACCAGUUGACCAGUGCAGAGCUCUCCUCCUUACCAGCCUUCAGUUCACCUGGGGGGCUGUCACUAGGCAAUGUCACUGCCUGGCAACAGCCACAACAGCCCCAGCAGCCACAACAGCCACAGCCUCCACAGCAACAGCCGCAAUCACAGCAGCCACAGCCACAGCAGCCUCAGCAGCCGCAACAGCCACCUCAGCAACAACCUCACCUGGUCCCUGUGUCUCUCAGCAACCUAAUCCCGGGCAGCCCACUGCCCCAUGUGGGUGCUGCCCUCACAGUCACCACCCACCCACACAUCAGCAUCAAGUCGGAACCUGUGUCCCCAAGUCGUGAGCGCAGCCCUGCGCCGCCCCCUCCAGCUGUGUUCCCGGCCGCCCGCCCUGAGCCUGGUGAUGGUCUCAGCAGCCCGGCUGGGGCCUCCUAUGAGACAGGGGACCGGGAUGACGGACGGGGAGACUUCGGGCCCACACUGGGCCUGCUGCGCCCAGCCCCAGAGCCUGAGGCUGAAGGCUCAGCUGUGAAGAGGAUGCGGCUCGAUACCUGGACAUUAAAGUGACGAUUCCCACUCCCCUCCUCUCAGCCUCCCUGAUGAAGAGUUGACAAUCUCACCGCCCACCCCUCCCUGUCCUGGGCUCUUCCCGCUCGACCCCACUUCCUUACUUGUGCUCCAUGUCCUGUUGACGGUUACAUUUGUGUAUAAUUAUUAUUAUUAUU
Messenger RNA from Orycteropus afer afer, 1856 nucleotides. It is a transcript of the gene MEF2D, whose product is annotated as myocyte enhancer factor 2D. Gene Ontology annotation, molecular function: protein dimerization activity; RNA polymerase II cis-regulatory region sequence-specific DNA binding; DNA-binding transcription factor activity, RNA polymerase II-specific. Lineage: Eukaryota; Metazoa; Chordata; Mammalia; Tubulidentata; Orycteropodidae. Gene Ontology annotation, biological process: positive regulation of transcription by RNA polymerase II; cell differentiation. The record is from RefSeq and is a predicted model, not a curated record.